GAAUCGUGUUGCAGCCGAGUGAUCCAUCUUCUCGGCACUAAAGAAGGUCCGGGUUAGGCCACGCCCCCUGGUUGCUACCUGUAGAAAAAUGUAACAGGUGAACUCCCAGCUCCCACCCGGACCACCGCUGAAGACACGAUGAGUCUGCCGGACUACAAAUCAACAGAAAAACCGCCUUCGUCCGCGGCUCCGAACUUUCAUGUUGUGCAGUUAAAUGUCGGGGGUCACCUGUACACCACCACUCUGAGCACGCUCAGGAAGCACUCCGACUCCAAGCUGGCGGAGAUCUUCAGCGGACCGCCCAAACUGCGUACUGACACACAGGGACGCUACUUCAUCGACCGCGAUGGGUCACACUUUGGAGCCAUCCUGGAGUUCCUGAGAUCAGAACAGCUGCCCAAGGAGAACAUCCAGGAGGUUCAUAAGGAGGCGAUCCACUACAACAUCAAACCGCUGAUCAAACUCUUGGAGGAGACUCCUCAGCUGUUUGGAGAGCUGGUGGGAAGGCAGCAGUUCCUCUCCAGAGUCCCACACUACAAGGAAAACAUCGAGGUUCUGAUUCGUAUCGCCAGGGCCGAGGCCAUCGCCGCACGCCACUCCUACAUCAUCAUCUGCGUGCUGAGGACGGAGGAGGAUUUGGGCUUCUAUGAUAAUGCCAUUAACAGCUUGGAGGCGGCUAAGGAGUCGGUGGUGACGUUCGGGCCGUGGAAGGCCGCCCCGUUGGUCAAAGAUCUGCUGGACUGUGUAAAGAUGGACAUCGAGAACCAGGGCUACAGGGUGAGCAUCCAGCCUCACGCCGUGGAGAAGAGCUUCCUGUCCAGGAGCUACGACUACUUUUAUCAACUCACAUUCACCUGGUGGUGAUGAGACGGCUGAACAAAACUUGAAACCGUGCAUACUCUUUCUUUAAAAAAAUUACAGACUGCACUUUGUUAUGUUUUUGUUAUAGAGCCACACUAAAACAAAGGCUCAGUAAAGCAUCGGUCUAUCAUUAAUUUCAAAGGUACUGACUUCCUGAAAGAUGGAAAAAAAAGAGGGCUUGUAGCUUCUGCUUGUGAUGAGUGAAGUGCAUCUUUCCUAGUAGCCAGCAGGGGGCGACUUCUCAGGUUUCAGAAGUCCAGCUUACCUCAGGGGACACUUUAGUGAUGAGUUUGGGGUCUUACUCUCUAGCUUUCAGUCUUGUUUACUAGGACAUGAUGAUAUGUUUUAAUCAUUGUCUCUGUUAGUGUCCAGAAGGACUUCAGGCCGGGGCAGCCUUGUGAUUUUCAUCUGCCUGUCUGUGUUUGUCAGUCAGAGCUACGCCUCACCGUUUUUUCCUUUUCAAACUUGAUAUUUUUAUUUAAACAAUAAAUGUUCAGCUCAAGGCUUCACAGCAGGACCUGAAUAAUCAGUGUGUGACGUUGCAUUAUGGCUAUGUUAAUGUUUUAUGUACAGUCUGUGGGUUUAAGCACCUGCUGCCAAGCAAAGAUUUCUAUCUUUUAAUUCAUUUCAGCUGCUUAUAAAUAUAAAUGUUGGUUCAUAUUCAGUGCUGUGUUGAACAAACACUAACUACUCUAUUAUUAAAUCUUCUUGUCCACCCGCAGGUCUCAGUAGUAACUUGUUUAAUUAGAUGGCAUUGUCCACACGUGAAACUCAUCCUACUGUCGUUACUGUAACACGAGCCACACAGCUUCUUGCAUACGAUUUGAUGCAAAUAAUAAAA
This is a messenger RNA of Pundamilia nyererei, 1702 nucleotides long. It is a transcript of the gene kctd14, whose product is annotated as potassium channel tetramerization domain containing 14. Bases 139 to 864 code for a protein of 241 amino acids. NCBI's taxonomy places the organism in Eukaryota, Metazoa, Chordata, Actinopteri, Cichliformes, Cichlidae. The transcript is spliced from 4 exons. Gene Ontology annotation, biological process: protein homooligomerization. The record is from RefSeq and is a predicted model, not a curated record. Gene Ontology annotation, molecular function: protein binding.